GUCCACCCCAAAACAAUCAUGACUCGUCUCUGUCCCCUUCACCUCCUCCUCAUCGCUGCCGCGGCGGCGUCUGCCAGCGGUGCCGACGAGGCGCACGUCUCCAUCGCGGUCGCGGAGAAGGGCCUGGCCUUCGCCAAGGACGUGCUUAUCAGCGAGGCCGUGCGGUCGCUGACCCCUCUUCGCCUCCCCGGGGUGGAGAAGGCCGUCCGCGUGCCCUUCCUUGGCGGCAUCCGCGUUGCCGCCUCCAACAUCACGCUAUUCCACCUAGACGUCGGGGACAACUCCACUAUCUUCCCCGGAGACUCGGGCCUUCUCGUCGUCGCCUCCGGCAUCACCGCCAACAUCAGUAUGCAUUGGAGCUACUGCUACGAUUCGUGGUUGUUUCCCAUAGAGAUCACCGACAGCGGAACGGCCUCAAUCCUGGUUCAAGGAAUGGAAGUUGGGAUAACCAUGGUUAUAAAGAACAAGAAUGGGAGUUUGGCUCUGUCUGUUUCACAGUGUGGUUGUUAUGUGAAGGACCUAGUGAUAUCCCUGGAUGGUGGAGCAUCUUGGUUUUAUCAAGGGUUUAUAAAUGCUUUUGAAGAUCAUAUUAAAGCUGCAGUUGAGAAGGCAGUACCUGAAAAUAUCAUUGAAGGCGCUGGGAAACUGGACUCCUUUCUGCAAGGUCUCCCCAGGACCAUCAGUUUGGACGACGUCGCGGCCUUCAACUUGACUUUCAUUAAUGAUCCACACUAUGGCAAUUCUUCAAUUGAGUUCGAUAUCAAUGGGUUGAUUACUUCAGCGGUUGCUGAGACAGCCAAUCUGCAGAAGCAUCCACAACUUUCUUUGGCUUGUGGUGGUGCAUCAAAAAUGCUUUUGCUCUCACUUGAUGAAGAUGUAUUCAAUUCAGCACUAGAAGUUCAUUUUAAGGCUGGUUCAAUGCAUUGGGUUGUUGACAAAGUCCCUGAUCAAUCUCUACUGAACACAGCUAAUUGGAAAUUUAUCAUUCCUCGUUUAUACUGGAAUUACCCAAAUGACGAUAUACUGCUAAAUAUCUCAAUGGCCUCAUCCCCGGUGAUAAGGGUUACAUCAGAAAAAAUUGAAGCUACCAUUAAUGGAGACAUGAUAAUUGAUGUUGUAGAUAACAAGGAGAUAGUUCCAGUUGCAUGCAUCUCAGUGAUUGUCAGUGCUUCAGGUGUUGUGGAUGCAUCAGGCAAUAAAGUAUAUGGUAGAGUUGGAUUAGAUAAUUUCUCCCUUGCGUUGAAGUGGAGUAAAAUUGGCAACUUCCAUAUGUCUUUGAUUCAGGGAGUGAUUCGGGUUCUCCUGAACACAGUAUGCAUGCCGUAUUUGAACUCACGGCUUGGGAAUGGAUUGAUCUUGCCCGUGGUCCAUGGUUUCACACUUCAAGACGUCUACGUUUUAACCUCUGCUGAGCAGCUGACGCUUUGUUCGGAUGUCACCUUCAACGCAAGCAGCAUGGCGAGUUUAUUAUGAUACAGGGAAGUGCGUGUCUGGCGUAUUUCAUUUAGCGUUGAAGUACAACACUCGCACAUAUGUGUACAUUAUAUUGUACAUACUACACAACAUCUCGUUAUAAAUAUUGUUUACAUUCAA
Zea mays is the source of this 1593-nucleotide messenger RNA. Its product is annotated as lipid binding protein. Gene Ontology annotation, molecular function: lipid binding. The coding region runs from base 19 to 1473 and encodes 484 amino acids. The transcript has 6 exons. NCBI's taxonomy places the organism in Eukaryota, Viridiplantae, Streptophyta, Magnoliopsida, Poales, Poaceae. The record is from RefSeq and is marked provisional.